Messenger RNA from Lasiodiplodia theobromae, 1089 nucleotides. RefSeq names its product Fibroin-3 related protein. The record is from RefSeq and is a predicted model, not a curated record. NCBI's taxonomy places the organism in Eukaryota, Fungi, Ascomycota, Dothideomycetes, Botryosphaeriales, Botryosphaeriaceae. The transcript is spliced from 3 exons. Gene Ontology annotation, cellular component: plasma membrane; cellular bud neck. Bases 1 to 1089 code for a protein of 362 amino acids.
AUGGCGUCGCCCUUGGCAUUAGGGAGACGUGAUAUCAGCAGCACCAUUGACGGUGUCAAAGAGUCCUUCAGUUCGUGGGACGCCUGCAUGUCCAAGGCCUACUGCAAAUGGCCCGUUAUUGCUGGCCAUCGCCGCGUCGAGUCGCCGCCGCCUGCUGCCUUCCCCAACAACCAGCAAUACCAGUCUGCCCCGCCCAUGUAUGCCGGCCCAGGAUGGAACCAGGACAACACCCCGCAGUACGCCACUUUCGACGUCUCCAGCGGCGACAAGAAAUUCAACGAGGACGCCUUGCCAGCGAUGCCUACCUGGGAAACCGCCAAGAGCACUAAGGUCGAGGUUCACGAGGAGCAAGUGAGGGAGCAUCCAGAUGACAUGGAGAUGAAGAAACUGGACAUGAAGCCAGGAGGCUCUCCCACCAACAGCAGCGUCGGUCCCAGCCCAGUAAAUAGCCGCUCUCCUGCCCCGCCAUCCGAAUACGGCCUCCCUGUCCAGCCACGCCCUAUUCACCCGGCAAACUCGAACUUCGUGAACGACUUCAAGAGCCCGAGCCCGUACCAGAGCGAGUUCAACGCCGGCCAAGACCAGCCCGCCUAUUUCAACGGCCAGCCGCAGCAGCCUUACGGAAUGCAGCGACACGCCUCCCCGGCACCGGCACCGUACCAGGACCAGAACCAGCCUUAUCACUAUGCGAACGACCCCUAUGGCCAGCAAGCUUACGGAUACGAUCACGGCGCCGCACCAUACGGCCAGCAGUACGACACGGCGAGUAGUGUGGGAGGCUACGCGCCAAGCCAAGCACCGACUGGCUACGCGCCCUCGGGCUCUACGCGCUACGAGCCUUCGAUGCACAACGCGUACCAGGAUCCGUACCAGCGUGGGCCUCCUCCACCAAUGCCGCCCAUCGACAGGGCCGGCACAGCCAGCCCAUACCAGUCCUACGGCCAGCCUCCAAGGCCGCCCGUCGAACGCGCCGCAACCGCCAGCCCGUACCAGCCCUUCAACAACGCCCCCAGGCCACCGGUUGAGCGCUCGGCGACGGGGAGCCCGUGGGAGCGAUUCGGCGCCAACAGAAACCCUGCUGGGUACUGA